This is a messenger RNA of Acanthosepion pharaonis, 639 nucleotides long. The record is from the annotation of a GenBank genome assembly. NCBI's taxonomy places the organism in Eukaryota, Metazoa, Mollusca, Cephalopoda, Sepiida, Sepiidae.
AUGACAGUUUCAGAGCUUAGUGUUCGUGCCCGGCUAUCCCCGUUCGACGGACCCCCGGGGGAGAGGCUAUCGUUCAACCCGGAUCAUUUGGCGUAUCUCUCCCCCCCUCUCUUUUAUUCCGCUCUCUAUUUUAUAUUUCUUUCAUUCUUUUUCUUACUGUUUUUAUUAGAUAUUUUCUCUUUUUUUUUAUUUUUCUAUCAUCGAUUUAUUUUAUAUAUUUUGUUUCUUUUUUUUACUUUUUGCUUGAUGUUCUCUUUUACCCUCUUUUUCUUCCUUUUAUACUUCUUCUCCGGUCCCGACAACUCUCUUAUAUCCGUGUUCUCUAUUUUUUUCUUCAUUUUAUUCUAUAUAUUUUCUUUUUUUCUAUCUAUAUUCGAUAUUCGCUCUUUCUCUCUUUUUCUUCGUCAUUGUAGUCUAUAUAUUUGCUGUCUUUCUUUUUCUUCAUUCUUUUCUUCUAAAAAUGUUCUUUCUUUCUUAUUCUUUCGAUGUUCUUUUAUGAUCCCUUUUUUUCUUUAUCGUUUUAUUCCAUGUAUUUUCUUUCUUUCUUUCUUUAACUAUUUUCUCGUUUUAUUCGAUUAUCUUUCUUUCUUUCUCUCUCUUUCUCUCUUUUCUUUCUCUCUUAAAUUUUUUUUUUUUUAA